AUGGCCAACGGCAACAUGAUUCGGUCUGCGAAAUCCGGGAAUGAGUGGACUAUGAACGAAUUAAAUGCCUAUAACAUACAAAUAACUUUCCAGGACGCUGCAACAUUUUUCGGCGUGGUCCCCUUGCCUCCUCCUGCUGUCAGCCAGGACUUUCUCACUGCCCUUGACACCGACGACGCAGUUGAUGAAAGAGUAUACAAUCUCCUAACCCAAUUGGAUCUUGCCAUGCUCCCUUCGGAGCCUGAUGAGUCCACAGUCGACAAUUUUGCUAUACUCCUCUUUCAUUCCCUUGAAUUGCACCUCCUUGUUUGUGGGGAGACAAAGUAUGCAAAGCCUGACAUCUGCAUCAUUGAUCGAUCAGCCAAUGAUAUUAUCCUCCUCAUCCAGGGGGAUAAAAGGUUCUACAGUGGUGCAGACCCACACGCUCAACUCAUCACAGAGGCCAUUGCAGCCUUCCCAACUAACAACCUUCGGAGGCUGACAGCGGGACUUGAGAAACUGGACAGCAAGAUCAUCUCAGGAAUAAUCAUGAUUGGGACAGCUCCCAGUUUCUUCAAGAUUCCAGUCACCAAACAACUGUCUCAGUGUGUUGCACAAGGACAAUACCCCCUCUCUCCUACAAUCGUCACCAGGCAUGUUCCUGACCUCCCCCGCCCCAAUCGCAGGUUUAGUGAAGGCAUGAAGCCUCUUGAUAACCAGCAGGUCAUUCUUCAAUGCUAA
Pleurotus ostreatus (oyster mushroom) is the source of this 720-nucleotide messenger RNA. RefSeq lists its product as uncharacterized. The record is from RefSeq and is a predicted model, not a curated record. The transcript is spliced from 3 exons. NCBI's taxonomy places the organism in Eukaryota, Fungi, Basidiomycota, Agaricomycetes, Agaricales, Pleurotaceae. Bases 1 to 720 code for a protein of 239 amino acids.